Molecule: messenger RNA, 1006 nt
Organism: Phoenix dactylifera (date palm)
Lineage: Eukaryota; Viridiplantae; Streptophyta; Magnoliopsida; Arecales; Arecaceae
Gene: MRPL11
Product: mitochondrial ribosomal protein L11
Biological process (GO): translation
Cellular component (GO): large ribosomal subunit; ribosome
Molecular function (GO): large ribosomal subunit rRNA binding; structural constituent of ribosome
Source: RefSeq, a predicted model, not a curated record
UCCUUGCUAUAACUAUUUCUAUUGUAUUUAAUUUGAUGUUUACUUCUCAAUGGGAGAAGCAAAAAAGAAUAUACCUUCCAAAAUCAAGAAUUUAUUUAUCAAUAUGUAUAAAUAAUAAAAGAAUAAAUCACAUUAGUGUUUCUCUAGGUCACUGUACCAAAACAAUAUAGAUUUUACUGUGAAGGAUUCGAUAGCUUUCUUUCAUAAGUCCGUAUAGCAAUUUCAAGCACCGACCGCUCCCUAUUCGCCCUCGUCGCCGCCUGCUGCCGCUGUCAUCCGGGACAGAUUUUUCUUAGUUGUUAACAUGGCAACAUUGAAAGAUGUGGUAGCCCGCCGGCCGAUCACAGCCACUAUUCGGCUUACUGUGCCAGCUGGGGGAGCACGGCCGGCCCCUCCAGUUGGGCCGGCUCUUGGUCAGUACCGGCUGAAUCUGAUGGCAUUCUGCAAAGAUUUCAAUGCGAGGACUCAGAAGUACAAGCCUGACACGCCAAUGGCUGUCACGAUAACAGCCUAUAAGGACAACACGUUCGAGUUCACUGUCAAGUCCCCCUCUGUCACCUGGUUUCUCAAGAAGGCUGCUGGGAUUGAAUCUGGUAGCAGCCGUCCGGGACACGUGGUGGUGUCAUCCAUCACGCUUCGCCACGUGUAUGAGAUUGCAAAGGUGAAGCAAUCCGACCCAUUCUGCCAGCACAUGUCAAUUGAGGCCAUAUGCAAGUCCAUCAUUGGUACAGCCAAUUCCAUGGGUAUCCAAGUUGUUAAAGAUCUUUGAUUGUUGUUCUUAUAAAUCAUCAGUCAUUGUUAUCUGGGUGGUCUAAGUAGUUACUCUUACCAUCUGUGAUAGAUGAGUACUUUUUGUGUUCGUCAUAUGUGCUAAAUGAAGACAAAGAAAUGAUUCAUUGCCAACAUCAAGCAUUAUUUUAGUGAGUCUUCCAAGCAUUCUUUCCCUUUUGUAAUAAGUUGUCUUUACCAUUCCAUUUAUGCAUAAUAUGUGGUCAGCUUCUCUGGA